Messenger RNA from Cuscuta campestris, 1435 nucleotides. NCBI's taxonomy places the organism in Eukaryota, Viridiplantae, Streptophyta, Magnoliopsida, Solanales, Convolvulaceae. The record is from the annotation of a GenBank genome assembly.
AUGCUUACUGCCCUCCCCACCUUGGAGGAGGUCAAAAAUGCUAUUUGGAAUCUGGACAGCAACAGUGCCUCAGGACCUGACGGCUACAACGGGGUUUUCUUUAGAACCACUUGGGAUAUCAUCAAGGAAGAUAUGCUUAAAGCCUCCCAAGAGUUCUUCUUAGGGUUCGCCAUCCCCCAUGCUUUUGGAAGCACCCUUAUUACUUUAAUCCCUAAGAAGGAUUGCCCUAAAAGCUUCGACGACUACAGGCCCAUUUCUUUGAGUACUUUUAUGAGCAAAGUUAAUACAAAGAUUUUAGCUUGCAGGUUAAAAAUCAUCCUCCCCAAGAUUAUCUCCAACAAUCAAGCAGCGUUUCAAAAAGGGAAGUGCAUGUCUGACCACAUUCUCCUUGCUAUGGAAGCUUUGCACAACUUGAACAGGAAAACGUUUGGAGGAAACGUCAUCAUUAAAAUUGACAUGGCCAAGGCGUUUGACACCCUACGGUGGGACUACCUGGAGUCGGUUCUUCUUCGGUUCGGUUUUAGCAACAAAGCUACUAGCCUUCUCAUGGCUAACCUAAAAGGCAGUAUGCUCUCAGUCCUCAUUAACGGGCAACCUGCGGGCUACUUUCCCAUGACUAGGGGUGUCAAGCAAGGCGACCCUCUUUCGCCUCUUCUUUUCAUAAUUGCAAGUGAAGGUUUGUCUCGGCUACUUAACAGAAGCAUGGAUGAAUCCCAUAUCCAGCUUUACAACAUGGGAAGUGUGAAGUUUAUAGGGCACCUCACCUAUGCUGAUGACAUAAUGAUCUUUACUAAAGGUGACUCCAUCAAUCUACUCAAACUCAGGAAGCUGCUGGAUGAAUACUCUUCAGAUUCUGGUCAGGUCAUUAAUUCAGCCAAGAGCAAGUUCUACGUAAAAAAAACCACAAACAGUACCCACUUGCAGAACAUGGAGAAAAUCCUGGGCAUGCAUUUAGGAUCCUUACCCUUCACCUACCUUGGAGCUACCAUCUGCAAAGGGAAACUUAAAAAACACCACUGUGGCAGCCUGAUGGAUCACUUUGACAAGCAUAUUCACUCGUGGUAUAGCAAAACACUGAACCAAAUGGGACGCCUGAUUCUCAUCAAGCAUGUUCUCUCGUCCAUCCCACUACAUAUUCUAGCCGUGCACUCCCUCCCGGUGGCAGUCAUCAAUCUUCUUCAUACUAGGAUGGCCAAUUUCUUUUGGGGAAGAAGGCACGGCAACCAACUACACCAGUGGAAGAGCUGGAAACAUCUUUGUCAACCCUCAAGCGCUGGUGGGCUUGAUAUUAAGGAUCUUCAAACACUUCAACAGAACCAAUCGAUCAAGCUUUGGUGGCGGGUGAAUCAUGAUACAGGUGUCUGGGCUAACACCAUGCGAGCCAUCUACAUGCGCAAGGGCACAAUCAAAGAGAAGCUCACUGAUUCCACGCCAU